This is a messenger RNA of Aspergillus bombycis, 1536 nucleotides long. RefSeq lists its product as uncharacterized. NCBI's taxonomy places the organism in Eukaryota, Fungi, Ascomycota, Eurotiomycetes, Eurotiales, Aspergillaceae. Gene Ontology annotation, biological process: transmembrane transport. The transcript is spliced from 4 exons. Gene Ontology annotation, molecular function: transmembrane transporter activity. Bases 1 to 1536 code for a protein of 511 amino acids. The record is from RefSeq and is a predicted model, not a curated record.
AUGGCCGGUUUGUCCGUCACCUCUCUCCUCACCGCCGUUGAAUCUACCGUUACAUUGACUGCGCUGCCCACCAUCUCGCGCGAUCUGAACACGGGAGGGGCUUAUAUCUGGGUUGCGAAUGCGCUCUUUCUGCCAAGUUAUGCUGGUUUCAGUACCGCAUUCCAACCCCUUUACGGACAACUCGCCGACGUGUUCGGUCGACAAUGGCCGCUCAUCUCGGGCGUCGCCCUGUUUGCCUUGGGUAGUGGCAUCAGCGGGGGCACGAGUUCGACUGCAAUGCUCAUUGCUGGGCGCACAGUUCAAGGAGUAGGCCUUGGAGGCGUCAAUACGCUCAUCGAUAUUGUCGUCUAUGAUCUUGUUCCCCUGCGGGAACGAGCUCAAGUGACAGCCUUCAUCUUCGUAGUGUUCGCCGUGGGGUCCUCCAUUGGUCCCUUUAUUGGAGGCGCCCUCACACAGCACGUCACCUGGAGGUGGUCAUUCUAUAUCAGCCUUCCCAUCGCCGGGACCGCCAUAGUGCUCAUGGUCCUCUUUCUGCGGGUCGAGUCCAAGAAGCAAGCGACCUUUGCGGAGAAGGUGAAGCGGAUCGACUGCUUUGGAGGAACAUCUAACGCCUGGUCAAGUUGGUGUAUUAUUGUGCCGUUGGUGCUAGGUCUGGUAGGGCUGAUCGUCUUCUAUCUGGUUCAUAUGAGCCCCCGGCUCUGUCCUGAGCCAACCAUCCCCCCUCAUUUCUUUGCCAACCGCACCUCCCUCGCCGCCUUUAUAAUUAGCUUCCUGCACGGUAUGCUUAUGCACUGGGAACUGUAUUUCCUGCCCGUCUACUCCCAAGGUGUCCAACUCAGUACUCCCACCCGCUCCGGCGUGCAACUUCUCCCCACCGUGAUCGUCACCGUGCCCGCCGCCAUCAUCGCAGGCGUCCUCAUUACCAAAACCGGCCGAUACAAGCCGGUGCAAGGCCUCUUCAGCCUUCUGGACAAGUCCUCCAGCACCGGUGCCUGGGUCGGCUUCCAGUUGCUGGUGGCCAUCGGCUCGGGCUUCAUUGUCACCUCAACCUUGCCAGCCGCGCAGGCCCUGUUGGCCGAAACCGACGUCGCCGCCUCAACCGCCACCUGGGCCUUUUUUCGGGCGUUUGGCGCCGUCUGGGGAGUUGCGAUCCCUGCAGCAAUCUUCAACAACCGGUUCGCCGCGCGCAUAUGUGACUCGGGGCUGGUUCGGCAGAUACACGAGGAGGACCCCUCGCUCGCGACUCUGCUGCUGAGCGCUAGGGAUGCGUAUCAGCAAGCGUCGCGAGUCUUUGUUACACGGUUCCCGGUCGCGCUGCGGCCCACUAUUAUCAAGGCGUAUACAAAGGCCUUGCAGCGGGUGUGGCAGAUUUCCAUCGUGUUUGCAGGGGCUGGGUUCUUGGUCGCUUGGUUGGAAAAGGAGGUGGAGCUGCGGACGACGUUGGAGACGGACUACGGGCUCAAAGGUACACAGUCGGAAAAGGAGACACGCCUACCUGAUGGAGCUGUAGAGCAGGGGGUUGUCCAGCCGAAGUAG